Molecule: messenger RNA, 1162 nt
Organism: Jaculus jaculus (lesser Egyptian jerboa)
Lineage: Eukaryota; Metazoa; Chordata; Mammalia; Rodentia; Dipodidae
Gene: Snx20
Product: sorting nexin 20
Exons: 4
Coding region: 127-1077 (316 amino acids)
Biological process (GO): protein transport
Cellular component (GO): early endosome membrane
Molecular function (GO): phosphatidylinositol phosphate binding
Source: RefSeq, a predicted model, not a curated record
GGGGAACUCGGCAGAGCAGCGGACAGUCGACCCUCUUGCUGGAACUUAGAGCAGACAGCCAAAAGGGCCAUGUGAUGCCUCCUGGACCCCUGGACCUACAGAACCUGAAGACCCCAGCCUCAGAACAUGGCAAGUCCAGAGCACCCUGGGAGCCCUGGCUGGACAGAACCCAUAGCCCCAUGCACAGCAAGGACCGGGCAGGAGUUCCCAGCCUUGGGCCCAGACCUCCCAUGUCCAGGACUGGAAGAACACUCAGACGCUGAGGACAGCCCCAGCCUCAACUCUAGCAUGACCACUCGGGAGCUGCAGGAGAGGUGGAGGAAGGAGAAGAGCCGCUGGAAGCCCGUCAAGCUGCUCUUUGAGAUCGCCUCAGCCCGCAUCGAGGAGAAGAGAGUCUCCAAAUUUGUGAUGUACCAGAUCGUGGUGGUCCAGACGGGCAGCUUCGACAGCAACAAGGCGGUGUUGGAGCGGCGCUACUCGGACUUCGAGAAGCUGCACAAGGCGCUGCUCAAGCGCUUCGGGGCCGAGCUGGAGGACGUGGCGUUCCCGCGCAAGCGCCUCACCGGGAACCUGUCGGCCGAGACCAUCAGCGAGCGGCGCGAGGCGCUGCGCGACUACCUGCGGCUGCUGUACGGCGUGCGCGCCGUGCGCCGCUCGCGCGAGCUCACCGACUUCCUGACGCGGCCCGAGCUGCGCGAGGCCUUCGGCUGCCUGCGCGCCGGGCAGUACGCGCGCGCGCUCGACGUGCUGGGCCGCGUGCUGCCGCUGCACGAGAAGCUCACGGCGCACUGGCCGCCCGCCGCCGUGCCCGCGCUCUGCGCGCUGCUCGUGUGCCUGCGCGACCUGGAGCGGCCCGCCGACGCCUUCGCGGCCGGGGAGCGCGCGCUGCGCCGCCUGCACGCGCGCCAGGCCCACCGCUACUACGCGCCGCUGCUGGACGCCAUGGUCCGCCUGGCCUACGCGCUCGGCAAGGACUUCGUGUCGCUGCAGGCCAGGCUGGAGGAGAGCCAGCUCCGGAGGUCCACCCACCGGGGGUUCACCCUCAAGGAGCUCGCCGUGAGGGAGUAUCUGUCCUGAGCUCCCCCCGGCCCUGGCCCUGGCAGCGGGGCUGGGGACCGACCUGGCGUCAGCGCCGCAGGUGGACUGCUUGAGGCUGUUUUGA